Molecule: messenger RNA, 1860 nt
Organism: Exophiala xenobiotica
Lineage: Eukaryota; Fungi; Ascomycota; Eurotiomycetes; Chaetothyriales; Herpotrichiellaceae
Exons: 2
Coding region: 237-1598 (453 amino acids)
Source: RefSeq, a predicted model, not a curated record
GGCAGACGACACCAGAUCCCCGACCGAGGAAGCUCAAAAGGCUGCAAUUUCACCGAAUGCCUCAUGAGUCUUCACUUGCACUUGCACUCACCAACUUGACUCGCCAACUUGUUGAGUCGACCUUUCUCGAUCCUCAAUUGCGCUGCGACGACCUCAUCUUUCGCUCCUCUCGUCCCUCGGAUAGCCGACUUCUGAUCUCGGACCGUUCCCUUCCGAUAAAAGACUGAUCACCAGACAUGACUGCCACAGCGCAGCCAGCCAGAUCGCAGAGCAGUUCAGCCACAUUCAUGGAUAGGUUUAGGGGAUUGGCAAAGAAGAAAACAAGUGCCUUCAGAAAACGACUGUCAGCAUGUAUCAACGCCGGGGUUGACAAAGGACCAACUGAACAGCCAUCCUCUGUUCGUGACUUCUUGUCGUGUGCUCCUGGUGUACGCCAGAGCCAGCCACGAGUCACACCUGUUCGGAAGGUGAGCGCUCAUCCGCAGUCAGAAUACCUUCCCGAGUUGCAUUUCGACAGGAAAUCAAACAACAGCCUCGCCAACAUAUCAGAGAUGUCAGCAGGGUUAAGCAGCCAAUUUUCGGGAAGCGAAGUUUCACUGCCGUCAAGCGUUGCAGCGCCUGGCUGGGAAAUUCCUCCAGCAGAUUUAAUCGCGGACCGUGAGUACAAAGCAUAUCUCCCCCACUCUCACCGACGCAAUGCGAUCGUCUUUGAGAGUCCUGACGACUUGGAGCAAUUUCGCACCAUCGAACAUGGUCCAGUUGAGUUGGGGGCUAAUGCUAUGCCGCCAGGUACAAGAAAUCAACAACAUCGAGCGAAGAUGAACCUUCUGCCCCGUCCAGGUGCUGCCAACCACAUUGCGGAGUUGCCUGCAUCAGGGCAGUCAGCGACCACUGUAGAGUCUACUCGGCUCCCUCUCGCCCACUCCAAUGGUGGCCAAUACAAACCAUACCCUGGGACAGUGGUAAACAAACCUCACGAUGCGACCAAGCAGACAUCAAGGGAGCACUACUCAUGGCCUUUGAUCGAUUUUCAAGAGGAGAUGUUUCUCAAUACAGACCCUUCACGAGCUGGAUUUGUAAAUUGGCACCGUCGAUUCCCCAAGCAUCAAGAACCUCGAAUUCCAUCGAUGGACUUCUCCGAGGGGAAGUUGCAGGAAGAAGUUAGUGCGAUGCUCGGAAAUCUGCAGGUUGAGGAAAGAGCGGCAGAUGGACGGUCGGGCUUUGUAUCUCCAGUUUCCCCUUUGGAUAGGACUGUGCAUGAGAUGGAAGCCGCUGCCGCGAACACGAGACAUGCUCCGUUUAUCCCUCGCAACGGAUCUCAUCCAGGAGAGAUGGUGGAAUUGGAAGGGACUCGUUAUGUGACGAACCUACCUUCACGACGACAACAGACCUUGAGCCCGGUGUCUCCAGUGUCCAGCGACGGAGCACGAGUGAGCCAUCAUGAAUACAACUGGCCGAGAUUUUCAGAAGUGCAACGAUAUGAAGACCCUGCGGAGGAGUACAGUCGGCGAUAUCGAGAUCGAAGACGCGAUAUGCGUAGAGAAAGAGUAGUGGAGAGCAAAGCAGAGCAACAGCUACAGCGACGGCAAAACAAGUGAAGACCGCGUUUGGCAUCUGGUGACCAACGGCUGAUGAUGGCAUGUUCUUUGGACUGAUUCGGAGGAAGGGCGCACCAGGGCGUUACAGUAUGUGCUUGUUGCUUUUUUGUUGGAGUCGUCAGAGCUGGUUCUCGGUACGAAGGACAAAGGGCCAAGGGCGGAAUCAUUUUCCCAGCUUCAGAUUGAUCAGAUUGGUGAGACGCUGUCUUGCUCUGUGCUUUGUGACUAUCGAUUGAGUUGGAGGAUGUUCGGUCAAAGCCGG